UUAGUACCGUCUCGCCUUUGGAUAUAGACAGACGUUAUUUAUCAUCGACUGUGCUUCGUUCAGCCAUUGUGAUUUGUGUUACCACGCGUUUUUCUGCUGAGAGAUAAAAUACCAUAAACUUUAUAACAUGUCUUUCAUGUUACAACAUCUUAAGAAGGCUCGGCAAGUAGACGAGGCGAUUCUUUCGGAAGAGGAUCGAAUGGUUGUUAUAAGAUUUGGCCGCGAUUCGGAUCCCGAGUGCAUGAAAAUGGACGAAGUUCUAUAUAAUAUUGCAGAAGAGGUUCAAAACUUUGCUGUAAUUUAUCUAGUUGAUCUAGAUAAAGUGCGUGAUUUUACACACAUGUACGAUUUUGACGACCCAUGCACGCUCAUGUGCUUCUUCAGGAAUCGACACAUAAUGAUAGAUCUGGGAACAGACGACAAUAAUCAAUAUAAUUGGGCCCAGGGAGACGAGCAAGAGAUUAUCGACAUUCUGGAAACAGUGUGCAAACGUGCGAGAAAAGAUCCAGGCUUGGUUGUAUCGCCUAAAGGUUAUUCAACCUCGUGCAGAUACACAUUUAUGUUCACCUAUACGAAGAAAGCCUGAGAGAGCACGUGCGGGAUAACAUAACCUCACUUGAUUGGUUCAAGUGAAGAUUAUAAGGGCUACCAUUUAAAUAUUCAUAUCAACUCAAUGGUGCAGGGUUGAUCGUAAUGUAUGAGAAAAGAUACGAAUAAAAGUGUGUUAAUGAGGAAAUAAUGUGUAUCUAUACAUAUCAAGUCAACACUGAACAAAUUCAAUAAGAGAAGCUCCUUACUCCGGCUGCUGGAGCCGAUCUUUCAUGAUCCAAUUGAUGAAGGUCAACCAAAGAAGAAUAGAAAAACAAAGACUGCCCAUCUUAUUAAAAUACAGCAUCUGCAGGCUCUCAGAAAGAGUAUUAAAUGUUCGGUCAAUAAGCUGACACAUAAAUUAUUUACUCGAUAACGAGUCAUGUAAGGAGAAUUUCUGCCCAACUAUGC
Molecule: messenger RNA, 999 nt
Organism: Trichogramma pretiosum
Lineage: Eukaryota; Metazoa; Arthropoda; Insecta; Hymenoptera; Trichogrammatidae
Product: thioredoxin-like protein 4A
Exons: 1
Coding region: 128-586 (152 amino acids)
Biological process (GO): mRNA splicing, via spliceosome
Cellular component (GO): spliceosomal complex; U5 snRNP; U4/U6 x U5 tri-snRNP complex
Source: RefSeq, a predicted model, not a curated record